Messenger RNA from Cebus imitator (Panamanian white-faced capuchin), 2089 nucleotides. RefSeq lists its product as uncharacterized. Bases 102 to 611 code for a protein of 169 amino acids. The transcript has a single exon. NCBI's taxonomy places the organism in Eukaryota, Metazoa, Chordata, Mammalia, Primates, Cebidae. The record is from RefSeq and is a predicted model, not a curated record.
GACGGUGCUGGGAGACCCGGCGUGCGCUUUCCCCUUAAGAUGUGAACCAGGAAAGGGGAAGGGGCUGAGGGGAGAAAGGACGUGGCCUCCCCCGCGAGUCCAUGGUCAGUGACUGUGACCCGACCGGGAAACGACCCUCUUCUCAAAAGCCACCAUCACCGCCCCGAGCGCGCGCGCACAGACCGGUCGGAGGCGAGAAUUGGUCUUUUCAGGGCACAGUUCAGCUCCUCUGUGGAUGCGUCCCCAGAUGGCAGGAUUUCCAAGAAAUCGAGACUGUCCCUCGUGCACUUGGGAAUAAUAAUUCCCCAAGACAGCACUUGGGGAUUCCGGGUAAUCCUGAGGCUGCCCGGGACUUCUCCAGCUCUCCAGCCCCAGGUAACCUGACAUUGUGUUCCAGGCUGCGGGCUAAGCCAGACAGUGUUCGCCUCCCGUUCUUUCCACCGAGGGAAGUGAACGCCACCCCCACCCGCCUUUGCCUGCGAGUCUCCCUCGCUGGCCGAAGGGAAGCCGGUCGGGUCCCGGGAGGAAGAUGGCGCAGCGAAUUCGGUGAGGACGGCCGGCCCCGCCCCCGACAAGGAACUCGCUCGUUCACCUGGUGUCUGGGAACUUGAAUGUGUGAUGGGCGCUUACUGUUCUGAACCCUUGAUGGCUCCCUCCUAGGGCUGCAUUUCAAAAAUAGUCAUAUUUUUAAAGGAGUUGGAGGAGAGGGAGGGGGAGGACAUGGCACCAUUCCAGAAACCAGCAUUAUUACAACACCAUAGCCAGUAUGUUUAGUUUGGCUUUUCCUAACAUAGAAAUCUUUGAAGGUGGGGGAGUGGAAAUAAAGUUUAAAAAAUGAGAGAGCAGUUUUCCAACUAUGUCAACAAAGCCUAUCGUGUUGAUGUUUUUAUUGACCAUUUUAGCAACAUGCUAAUAAAAUUUCAAAUUGAAAUUUUUAUUUUCAUGGCUUUAAUCCAUGAUAGUUUAAAUACUGGGGGCCAUUAAGAGUGGAUGUAGCUAAGAGCUUAGCUAACAUUGCCUUUUCACUCUAUUUUUCUCAAAUAUUAUAAGAAUUCUGUUUUUGACUAUUGUAGUUUUUUGGCUUUAAACAGCAGCCCUAGUAAUAGUGGAGUUGUUAAUGAAUGUGUAUAUUGUACUGAAUUUCUGUCAGUUAAGGGGUUCACUGCUUUGGUGGAAAUUGCCAGCAGGUUCCAUGAUGUUUCUUUUAUCCAUGUUGUACCUCAUCACCAUUUCACAUUUGCAUUUCUAUUUUUCUUCUUCUCCUCCUGAUCUCCUUAAAACUGAAUCUAGAGUCGGUGGCUUUUCCCCCUCCUCUUUAGCCAGUUUCACAGUUCAAUUCUUGCUGAAAACAGGGAAGAACUAGUAGGAUCAGGACAAAUGCUUGUUUUUCAAAAACUGAAGGCUGGGUGUGAAACCCCUUCCUUAGACAAGGAUUAUAAACUUCUCUCCUCCUGCUGCAGCCCCAGCCUAACUGAUAGUUACUUGAUUCAAUGUGUUAGACGCUUAUAGCAUUUAGGUCUCUUUCAAGGGAAUUUGUCAAAUAAUGCUGUUUAGCUAAUUGUUGCAAGCAAUUGCACAUUAACAGCUGUGAUUUGGUUGGUCAGAAAGUAUUACGACCAAAGCCAGUUUCUUGGCAUUUCAAAAAUAAUGCAAUAAAAACUAGUUGAGGUUAGCUGAGACUGAAAAUGCCUUUUUCAUGGUAAAUGAUUCACUUCUAUUUUUUUUUCUUUCUUUUCUUCUUUAGUUUUCAUCCUGGAUUCAUUCCCUGAUCUUAAAUCAAAAGGUCAGAUCAAUGAAAUAUGAACUAAAGUAUUUUUCUUAAGCCUAUUGAGUGAUUUAUUUUUUAAAAAAUGUUCAAAUGCAUAUGCUUUUCUUUUAGCACAACAGCAAAACUUUUGUAAUAACUAACUUACCCUUGCAUGUAUAAAUAACUGAAAGUCAUUUAUUUCCCUAGCUUAUUCCUCUUUCAAAUAACAGGUGGCAGAUCAUAAAACGAAAUUCUUUAUUGUAUCUACACAUUCCACAUUCCUUACUGUGUCCUACUACUGUAUCUUGGCUCCCUGCUGUAUUAAACACCAUCUUAAGCACU